AUGGAUGUCGAUACUUCGAAAUUGAUGGAUGAUUCGGCCAUUCGUCCUUUAUCUAAAAUACCAGGACCUAAACUUUCCAGAAUUUCCAACUGGUCAAUAAUCACAAGAAAACCUUCCGGAAAGGUUUAUCAAUGGUUUUGGCAAUUACAUAAAGAAUACGGAAGUGUUGUUAGAGUUUCGCCUAAUUACGUCUUAUUUUCUAGUAAAGAAGCCAUUAGACAAAUUAUUGUCACUAAUGAUAUGCCUAAAAGUGAUUCUAUCAAAGGAAUUCGAGCUGAUCGAAACAUCCUAACAUUAUUUUCCGCAAUUGACAUGAAAAUUCAUAAAAGACGUAGAGGCCUAUUAUCACCAGCAUUCUCAAUCAGAUAUAUUUCAUCUCUUGAACCAUUAAUGAUUUCAUGUGUAAAAGCUUUAUCAGAAAAACUUCACUCGACAACUAUAAUCGCUAACAAAAAGUUACAAUUAAAUGAAAAUGGAUUACCUAUUGUUAACAUUUAUGGAUUAAUACAAGCUUGUACUCUUGAUAUCAUCGGGGAGGCUGCAUUUGGUGGAUCAUUUCAUAUCGUUGAAAAAGGUACACAUCCUUUACCCACCAAGAUAUUUUUGGAGUUGAAGAGACGUGUAAUGCGUCAUACAUUUCCUUAUAUGAGACCCUUUUUGAAAAAGGAUCCAUGGACUUAUGAGGAAAGAAAAAAACUUAAUGAAAAAGGCAAAAAAUAUGAUGAUAUAUUACAAAUUUUAAUUGAUGUACGUGACGAAGAGUCGGGGAAACAAUUGACAGAAUUUGAAAUACAAGAACAGGUAAUGGAAUUUUUAAUAGCUGGUAGUGAUACAAGUGGUUAUACAGCAAGUAUGGCAGUAAUAAUGUUGCUUCGCCAUCCAGAUAAAUUGGAUAAAUUAAUGGCAGAACUUAAUUCAGCAUAUCCUCGUAACCCAGGACAACAAACUUUAGUAAUCCCAACACAUAGUUCCUUAAAAAAUCUUAAGCAUCUAAACGCGGUGUUAAGCGAAGUGUUAAGAUUAUUUCCUGUUUCAAUGGGCGGUGUGAUGAGGCAAACACGUCAAGACACUGUGAUUGAUGGAUAUUUAAUACCAAAAGAUACAAUAAUAGGUGCCUCAAUAUAUCAAGUACAUCAUUCCAAAGAAAUAUGGGGCGUCGAUGCUGAUGAAUUUUCACCUGAAAGAAAUUGCAUCGGGCAAAAUUUUGCAUGGAUGGAAUUAAGAUUGAUAUUGGCAAGUUUAUUAAUAAAUUUUGAAUUUGAAAUGGUCCCUAAUCAAGAUAUAGACAUUAGUCAUUUUAUAACACCAACUUUAACUAGUAAAAAAUUUCAAGUUGGCGUAAAAUUAAGGAAAAAAAACAUAAAAUUUUCGUGA
Molecule: messenger RNA, 1374 nt
Organism: Entrophospora sp. SA101
Lineage: Eukaryota; Fungi; Glomeromycota; Glomeromycetes; Entrophosporales; Entrophosporaceae
Source: the annotation of a GenBank genome assembly